AGUUACUGAGGAAGAUGGUCGUUUCUAGUGAGAUGAGUUGUGUACAGUGUACGAUAGUGGGGGACAAGAAAGUUGGCAAAUCCACUAUUAGCAGGGGCCUAGGGGAAAGCGAGGCCAACUUAGAUAUGCAGAACAAUAAUUACGAGUCGACGAUUUUUGACAAUAUUGCAGGAACAACCAAUUUAGACGGAGAAGAUAUCACUAUUAACUUAUUUGAUUGUUCAAGUGAAGAAGAACAUUCUGCAAUCAGAGAAUUUGCAUACAAGGACAGCAAUGUUUUUAUUCUGUGUUAUAGUGUAAUAGACAGGACUUCACUUAUGAACAUAAGGGACAAAUGGAUUCCAGAAAUCAAGAAAUUCCUUGGCAAAAAAAUCAAACUUGUGGUGGUGGGAACACAGACGGACAUUCGUGACUCUGUGUGCCUAGAUCAGGACCCUCCCGUCAGUAAAACAGAGGGUGCUGAUUUUUCGCGCCAAAUUGGUGCAGACUAUUUCAUGGAAUGCAGCUCAGCCUUCCCGUCCAGUUUCACUGAAAUUUUCAAACACGUGGCUAAGAUCGGAAAAAAGACAAAACGAAGGCGAUCGCCUGUGAAUCUUGUGCGCAGACUACUGGGUACAAAUUAAACUGUUCUAUCAGAAUGUUACUUAUUUUCUAGUCAAAUUCCAUUCCUUGUGUGUUCAUUAUUUCUAUUUAUUACGUUUUCAAAUUGUUUAUAUCAAUGCGUCCAAUUUCAUUAAAAUGUUUAAAAUUAA
Saccostrea echinata is the source of this 752-nucleotide messenger RNA. Its product is annotated as rho-related protein racL-like. The record is from RefSeq and is a predicted model, not a curated record. Gene Ontology annotation, biological process: small GTPase-mediated signal transduction. Gene Ontology annotation, molecular function: GTPase activity; GTP binding. Bases 15 to 623 code for a protein of 202 amino acids. The transcript has 2 exons. Lineage: Eukaryota; Metazoa; Mollusca; Bivalvia; Ostreida; Ostreidae.